This is a messenger RNA of Drosophila biarmipes, 4967 nucleotides long. RefSeq names its product centrosomin (gene cnn). The record is from RefSeq and is a predicted model, not a curated record. NCBI's taxonomy places the organism in Eukaryota, Metazoa, Arthropoda, Insecta, Diptera, Drosophilidae. Gene Ontology annotation, cellular component: microtubule organizing center. Bases 134 to 4276 code for a protein of 1380 amino acids. The transcript has 11 exons.
CAAAAACAGCUGUUUCAGCGCGCUCUAUUUUCCAAAUAGAUCUAAAAACCCAAAUUGUUAGCGUCCUUUGUGAAAUUGUUAAAGAAAUAAUUUUAAAAUAUUGUACUGAAAGCGCGACUUUAGAGGACUUCCAAUGGACCAGUCUAAGCAGGUUUUGCGAGACUAUUGCGGCGAUGGCACUGGCACCUGCGCCUCGUCCUUGCGGGAAAUCUCCUUGAUUGAGACAGUGACCAGUUUCCUGGAGGAGAAUGGCGCCUCGGAAAUCGACAGAAGGGUGCUGCGCAAACUGGCGGAGGCCCUGUCCAAAAGUAUAGAUGACACAAGUCCGGGAGCUCUGCAAGAUGUCACUAUGGAGAACUCGUAUGCCAGCUUCGAUGCCGCGCGACCUCAGGGCGGCAGCCACUCGCCCAUGGUGAUGCAAGGACGCUCUGUUCGCGAGCUGGAGGAGCAGAUGUCCACGCUGCGGAAGGAGAACUUCAAUCUGAAACUCCGCAUCUACUUCAUGGAAGAGGGUCAACCGGGCGCCCGCGCAAACAAUUCCCCGGACUCUUUAAGCAAACAGCUCAUCGAUGCGAAGAUCGAAAUCGAGAUGCUCAGGAAAACCGUCGAUGAGAAGAUGGAGCUGCUAAAGGAUGCCGCCAGAGCCAUCUCUCACCACGAGGAUAUGCAGCGCAAAGCAGACUUUGACAGCCAGACAAUUAUCGAUGAGUUGCAGGAUCAGAUUCGCGCGUACCAGAUGGCGGAGUCUGGCCAAUCUGGCGAAAACACUGGAGUAUUUGACUCCAAUAAGCUACAGCGCCUGGAGUCGGAGGUUCAAAAAUUGGAACAGGAUCUUCAGGAGGCCGAGGUGCGUAACACGGCGGCCAAGAACGAGAUGGAAUUUGCGCUGGCCGAGCGCCUGGAGACGAUUACAGCCUGUGAGGCCAAGAUUCAAGAACUGGCUAUUAAGAAUGCCGAGCUGGUGGAGCGCCUCGAGAGGGACACCGAAUCUGCUGAGAUGUCAAGCAAGAUAAUAGAGGGCUUAAAGGUCGAGAUUGGCACUUGUCGCGAGGAGAACCAAAAUCUGGUGACCUCCAUAAGUGCUGUGGAACUCGAGCUGGUUCGUCAAGUAAGUUCGUUAAAGGAGGCUACCAACACGAUGGACGUGCAGCGACAGUCUAUCCUCCUCUUGGAAGGCACCAUCAAGCGCAAGGAAAAGUCGUAUGGAAGUAUGCUAAACAGCCUGUUGGAGUAUGAGGCAUUGAUAGCCAAGCUGAACGCUGAGUUGGAAAUCAUGCGGCAACAGAAUGUUUACUUCCGCGACCUCUCCGAAAACCUGCAGCAGAAGGAGCUCCGGCAACUGGAUCGCGGCCUGGCCGUCGUGCAGCCGAUACUCACAGCGAAGAAUGCCGGGUGUUUUGUAUGGCAGUCGGGGGACUUCUUCGCACCAGAGCCUUUGCCACUGGAAAGCCGGUCAGCAGCAGCAACAAACAUAUGCGCAUCCACAGUACCUCCAUCAGCGAGGGCAUCAGCACGGCGGGCAUGCCACCUUGCUGGCCGUGACGGCGCCGAGUACGGCUUUCUACAACUAUUCGCUGCCCAGCUUUACCGGAUUCCGGCAGUUCCUUUGGCGCUGGGGCACGUAGCUCUCAACGUCAUCCUCCUGAUAGUGCGGCUCUACAUCUGCCUGCACACUAACCGGAUGGCGCUUCAAGCCAAGCGAGAACUGGGUGCUCAACUGGCGGACAAAAUGUGCGAGCUGCAAGACGCCCAAGAAAAGCUCAAGGAGCGCGAGAGGAUCCACGAGCAAGCCUGUCGCACCAUCCAGAAGCUGAUGCAGAAGCUGAGCAGCCAGGAGAGGGAAAUUAAGAAGCUCAAUCAGGAAAAGGAGGAGUCGGUCAACAAGGUGAACGACAGCGUUAAGGCGACUAUUUCGCCAUCAACCACGGGCCGAUCGAUGAGUGACAAUGAGGCCAGCUCCCUGGAAAUAUCCACCAAUCUCCGGGUGCGUUACGAGCUUAAGAUCACCGAACAGGAGGAGAAGAUCAAGCAGCUGCAGGCGGAAGUCAAAAAGAAGACGGCCAACCUGCAGAACCUGGUGAACAAGGAGCUGUGGGAAAAAAAUCGUGAAGUGGAGCGCCUUACUAAGCUGGUGGCGAAUCAACAGAAGACGAUGCCGCAGAGUGGUGAAGAGUCCGCCGGCGAAGCAGAUCUUCAACAAUCCUUCACGGAGGCUGAGUAUAUAAGGGCACUGGAGCGAAAUAAGCUGCUGCAGCGCAAGGUCGACGUGCUCUUCCAGCGUCUCGCUGACGAUCAGCAAAAUUGCGCUGUGAUUGGGCAGCUCCGCUUAGAGCUGCAGCAGGCACGCACGGAAGUGGAGAAGUCUGAUAAGUGGCGUAUGGAGUGCGUUGACGUUUGCAGUGUGCUGACCAAUAGAUUGGAAGAGCUGGCCGGUUUCCUCAACUCUCUGCUGAAACAUAAAGAUGUACUUGGAGUGUUGGCCGCCGAUCGACGACAUGCCAUGCGUAAAGCUGUCGAUCGCAGCUUGGAUCUUUCCAAGAGUCUUAACAUGACUCUAAAUAUAACUGGUGCAUCCUUGGCCGAUCAGAGCCUCGCUCAGCUGUGCAACCUCUCCGAGAUCUUGUACACCGAAGGCGAUGUGAGCCACAAGACUUUCAAUUCCCACGAAGAGAUCCACACGGCCAGUUCUAUGACUCCCUCGGUGGAGAACCUGAAAGCGGAAAACAAAGCUCUUAAACGAGAGUUGGAAAAGCGACGCAGCUCUGAAGGACAGCAACAGAGAAAGGAGCGUCGCUCCCUGCCACUACCAUCCCAACAGUUAGAUAACCAAAGCGAAUCGGAGGCCUGGUCAGAGCCAGACCGCAAGGUUUCGCUGGCACGCAUGGGCCUGGAUGAAACAUCCAACAGUUUGGCAGCACCGGAGCAGCCGGCUAGUGAGUCGGAGAGCGAGGGAAGAUCGUGCGCUACCCGUUUGGAUCGCAACCGCAACUGUGAACGUAUUGCCCAGCUGGAGGAGCAGAUUGCUCAAAAAGACGAACGUGUCCUGAACGUGCAGUGCCAGUUGGUGGAGCUGGACAAUCGAUACAAGGAGGAGCAACUACGCUGUCUGGAUAUAAGUCAACAACUAGAGCAGUUGCGAGUCAUUAACGAAGCUCUAACUGCAGACCUGCAGGCUAUAGGCUCGUACGAGGACCAGCGAUUGGUGGAGCUGCAACGACAGCUGGAGCUUAAAACUCAGCAAAUUGAUCAACUAAAGUUGGCUCAGAGCACUUUGACUGCGGAUUCCCAGAUCACCGAGAUGGAGUUGCAGGCUUUGCAGCAGCAGAUGCAGGAAAUGAAGCAGCACCAUGCCGAUUCAGUGAGCAAACUGCAAUCCCAAUUGGAUGAACAAAAACUUCAUGCAGUACAGCAGAUAAAGGAGCAGGAGCGCCUGCACAAGGAGGCUCUUGAGCGCGACUGGGUGCCACUGACGACUUACCAGGAGCAGGCUCAACAACUGUUGGAGCUGCAGCGAUCCUUGGACUAUCACCAAGAGAACGAGAAGGAGCUAAAGCAGACUUUAGUCGAGAACGAGCUAGCCACCCGGGCCUUGAAGAAGCAACUGGACGAGAGUACAUUGCAAGCCUCAAAGGCUGUGAUGGAGCGCACUAAGGCGUACAACGACAAGUUGCAACUAGAGAAACGCUCCGAGGAACUAAAGCUGCAACUGGAGACACUCAAGGAAGAGCAGACAAAACUGCUAAAGAAACGCUCCAACAGCAGCGACGUGUCUCAGUCCGGUUACACUUCUGAGGAAGUGCAAGUGCCCAUGGGACCACCCUCGGACCAAGCUACAUCUUCCAAACUGGCGGCUGCUGCAGUAGUGGCCAACAGGGUCAAUACUUCAUCCCCCGAUUUGGGCAUAGAAAGCGAUGCCGGAAGGAUUUCCAGCGUGGAACUAUCCAAUGCCCAACGAGCUAUGCUUAAAACUGUAGAGAUGAAAAACGAGAGUGCAAUCAUCAAAACGACAAAGUCAGAAGGAACCAGUUCACCCGACACCAAAACCAACCUGAUAACUGCUGCACCCCCAGCUCACGACUGUGCCAAGGUAGAUCUUGAAAACGCCGAGUUGCGGCGCAAAUUAAUCCGCACCAAACGCGCAUUUGAAGACACCUAUGAAAAGUUGCGUAUGGCUAACAAAGCAAAAGCACAAGUCGAGAAAGACAUCAAAAAUCAAAUACUAAAAACGCACAACGUUCUGCGAAACGUUCGCUCAAACAUGGAGAAUGAGUUAUAACAAUCGCGCCGACUUCCAGUAUAUCAGCAUUAACCCGAGAGGCCAUAUACCCAAUGUUUUCUUGCCAUUUUUGUACCGUUUUUGCCAUUUUUAUUUUUGUCUUUUGCUAACUUGAUCUUGAUAUAUUUAUUAUUCUUAUGUUCAAAGAAAACAAAAACAUCGAAGUUAUUAAUACGACAAACCCAUGCAUUUUCUAAAGACUGUUUAGGGAAUCGAACCCAUUGAAUGAAAUAUCACACACCUGUUUUUAGCACAACACAACGUUAACAGAAUAAGUGCUGACAUAAUGUUUUAACCCGGCGCACUCAUUCAUAUUGAAUGACACAUGUAUAUUAAAAUGUAUAUAUCCUCCUAGUACCUAAACACUUACGAAAAUUCUCUAGCGUAAUCCUUCUAAUUCUUGUGUUGAAUAACCCACUUUUUCAUCAAUUGCGUGUAGUUACUGCUUUGUUUUACUGCAAAACUGCUCUUAAACCCUGAUUUCAGUUGAUCAUCGAAACGGAUAUUGAAAUAAUCGUUUGACUUGUACGCCAAAACGGUUAAACACGUUGCCAUCCAAUAACUAUGUUUCGAAGCAUCCCUUUGUAUAAUGUGUAAAAAGUAGGGGCGGUGUCCUGGACGAACAAGACCUAGUAUUUAAGAGAUUUGUACCCUGUCGUUUUAUGAAAUAAAAUAUUGCGUUAGAACUACA